Messenger RNA from Penicillium chermesinum, 306 nucleotides. RefSeq lists its product as uncharacterized. The coding region runs from base 1 to 306 and encodes 101 amino acids. Lineage: Eukaryota; Fungi; Ascomycota; Eurotiomycetes; Eurotiales; Aspergillaceae. The record is from RefSeq and is a predicted model, not a curated record. The transcript has a single exon.
AUGUGCCACUACCAAGGGAUCCUGUUUUUUGAAUGCGAGCACGUCCGCUUCAAGCUCUUCGAAUUCUGCCCGGCACACCGGGCCCAGUUAGACCGAAUCAACGACCCUUCGGAGUGUUCAGAGCAUCUCAUCCCCUUCGACACGCCCUCGGAGUGUUUACCGCGGGUCGUCAUUCAAGAUGGGAGUAUUCUCUUGGUGACUGAGCGGGAGAACCUGGCCACUAAUGUCGUUCAAUGGGUCACUGACUUAUCUCAAAUUUGUUCCACGUGCUCCGAGUUUCUGACCAGGCAGGUUCGCUUCUUGUAG